GAAGCUCGGGCCGCACUGCUACUGAGUGUCUGUGGGGAGGAGGCGCCGAGGUGGUCGGCGCUGUCCCAGGCGGGGCUGGACCUGAGCUGCAGCCGGAGCAGGAAAAGAAGGCGGCGGGUUUGCGCACGAGAGCCGUGCGCCCUUGGACUCUUAACGCGCGCGGGACGCACUUGGAACCCUGCGCCGGGUGCUCCCCGCCGCCGGCGACUGGCGGGGUCGAGAAGGGAAAAUGUUGGAGAAGGAGGGCGCUCGCGUGUCCGCCUUGCCGGAACCUGGGGCUGCAGCCCCGGGGCGGGGAGUAGGGCGGGGCUGGGAAAGUUGAGUUUUGGUCGCGGAGGGCUGGGCCCCGCGCGGGAGAGCCCGCCACCGGGGACCGUAAAAGGCUGCAGCGGGCUGGGUAGGUGUGGUUCUGCCUGCGUGACCCGAGCCCCCGUCUCGGUCGCCGUCGUCUCCCGCAGCUGCAGCCUCUCAGUCAUGGGCGCCGUCUGGUCCGCCCUGCUGGUCGGAGGGGGUCUGGCCGGAGCGCUUUUCGUUUGGCUGCUGCGGGACACGGGAAAGGAGGAGGAUGCGGAGCAGGGGAAGGACGCCUCUCCAGGGGAGGCUGCGGCUCCGGGAGACGAUCAGGGUGGUGGCGGCGAACUGAGCCCUGGACCUUCUGGGCGGGAGCUGGUCACCAAACCAGAGCAUCUUCAAGAAAGCAAUGGAUGUUUGGUUUCUACGACUAAAGGCCCUGGUGACCUGCAGGAAGCAGCAUGGAGACUGCAGAGUCCUUCUGGAGAAGGCAGUAACCAUGACAAUUCAAGAGCACAUGUUCCUUCUGGACAAUUUCCAGACACACAAUCUCUAGCUACCUCUGAGACUGGUAACUCUAGAAGUUACUCUGACAUUUCAAGAAACGAAAGCCUUGGAUCUCCUAUAGGAGAAUGGGGAUUCCAAAAAGGCCAAGAGAAAACUGCUAAAGCAGCUCCAUGUCUGGCAGAGAAGUUGCCUUCUAGCAACCUGCUCCUGGACAGAGCGCAAGAAGUGAGCCUUGCACAGUUGGACAGUCAGGCCCCGGCUGACCACGUGGACUGGGAGAUGGUGUCCCGGCACUCAUCUUGGGGCGAUGUUGGUUUGGGUGGCAGUCUUGAGUCUCCAGUGCUAAGCUCUAAGCAGGGAAAGGACUAUGACAGAAGCACUCUUGUGGAAGCAAGAGGUCAGGAAGUGGAUGUGAAACCAAAAAGAGUAGGAGCAGUGUCUUCAGAGGCUCAUCAGGUUAGUGUCAGCUUCCAGGUCCAUUAUAUCACACGCGCUGGUGUGCAAUGCCUUGCAGUAACUGGAGACCAUGAGAGUCUUGGGAGAUGGAACACUUACAUCCCACUCCAGUGUAGCAAGGAUGGGCUCUGGUCUCGUUCUGUGCCCCUGCCAGCAGACACAGUGGUGGAAUGGAAGUUCGUGGUAGUAGAGAAUGGGAAAGUUACCCGUUGGGAAGAAUGCAGCAAUAGAUUCUUAGAGACUGGCCAUGAGGAUAAAGUGGUUCACAAGUGGUGGGGGAUUCACUGACUCAGUUUGCAAAGUAUCGAAGAGGCUAUUGCAGAACAUGGAAGAGGAUAAGGUUGUGGAUAAUUUAAAUAAUUUAAAAUAAAGGAAGUGAAACUUCCAGUCUAGCCAUCAGAGUUGUUUCAGAUUUGCUAGUGGCUUUUGUCUAAUGUGUAGAUAAUGCUUCCAUUGAGCAUGGACUUUUUUUCCUGUGGCACUGAUGGAUGGAUUUAUGCUGAUCCAUCAUUACUUUAGGGCUUGGUGGUCUUGAGGAGGGCUUGGCUAAACUUCAGAUGUGCACUGCUCACGGAGCACAGAAACUAACCAGCUGCAAAGGGUUCAGGCUUGAGCCUUUGGGUGAUUCUUGAAGCAGGGGAGUAAAACACCCCUUAUUCAAAAGGAGAUUUUUGCACUGGUACAGCUGGAAAAAUGCUCUCUUUAAUCAUACACACUUUAUAUUUAAAAAUCGUUAACAUCGGGCUUCCCUGGUGGCGCAGUGGUUGAGAGUCCGCCUGCCGAUGCAGGGGACACGGGUUCGUGCCCCGGUCCGGGAAGAUCCCACAUGCCGCAGAGCGGCUGGGCCCGUGAGCCAUGGCCGCUGAGCCUGUGCGUCCGGAGCCUGUGCUCCACAAUGGGAGAGGCCACAACAGUGAGAGGCCCACGUACCACAAAACACACACACACACACACACACACACACACAACAAAACAAAAAUCGUUAACAUCAUAUGGAACUGUGAUUAGAAAAUAUCUGGUAACUAGAUGUGAUUAGCCAGGAUAUAAGGUAAUGCAUUAAGCCUUCCCAAUGUUUUUUGCUUGAUUUUACUUGCCAUGUAUGGUUUGAGGGGAGCAAGUCUGUUUUUGUCUUAAUGAUCAACAGCUGGUGUACAAACAAGGGGCCUAAUCAGAGCCUGUUAGCAGGAGCAGCCCAAGAGGAAAGAACAGGAAUGGGGAUAGGAGGGUAUAGGCUGAGCAAGGUGGCCUGAAUGACACCUCUUAGAGAGCUGGGAGCUACAGCCCCCGCCGGACUGCAGGGUUGGACACGCCUGUCAUCUCCUCAUGGCCCCUCGUCUCACAGCAGCUCUGGGCUGACAGAUGGACUGCCCCAUAGCAAUCAUUUCACCCUCUUCCCUCUCCCUUCAUGCCAGUAGCUAACAAAAUUAUAACAGGAGAGUGAUACGGAAGUACAUCUUUGCUCUGGGAAGAAAUAAACAUUUAAACUUUGCCAUUAUAACUGAAAAAAAUAAUAAAACCUGAGUUUUAACAUC
This is a messenger RNA of Mesoplodon densirostris (Blainville's beaked whale), 2786 nucleotides long. RefSeq names its product starch binding domain 1 (gene STBD1). Bases 475 to 1542 code for a protein of 355 amino acids. Gene Ontology annotation, molecular function: starch binding; glycogen binding. The record is from RefSeq and is a predicted model, not a curated record. The transcript is spliced from 2 exons. NCBI's taxonomy places the organism in Eukaryota, Metazoa, Chordata, Mammalia, Artiodactyla, Ziphiidae. Gene Ontology annotation, cellular component: membrane.